Tilletiopsis washingtonensis is the source of this 2184-nucleotide messenger RNA. RefSeq lists its product as hypothetical. NCBI's taxonomy places the organism in Eukaryota, Fungi, Basidiomycota, Exobasidiomycetes, Entylomatales. The record is from RefSeq and is a predicted model, not a curated record. The transcript has 2 exons. The coding region runs from base 205 to 2073 and encodes 622 amino acids.
CCCAACAUCAUCACCCACGCUGCGCAUCAGACCAUUCUGUCAGCCGCAGCAGCACCGAUCACGCAUCCGCACACGCUCCUCUGCCGUGCCGCUCCCUGCUCAGACGCGCAUCUUUCGCUCGUGGCUGUCGGCUUUCGGCUCCGCUCGCUCGCUACACCGCGACCUCAUCUGCACCGCACAUCUGCCCAACUCGUGAGCCGCGGCAUGCAAGUUGCCGAGCCUCUGGCUCUCGGCGCGCGCGAGCCUGCGGGCAGCGCUACCGAUUACGAGAUGACGGCAGGCGCAUCGUCGUCGUCGUGGCCAGCAGAGGAGCCCGCCUCGAUGGAGCUCGAGCUGCAGGACGCCGACCAGGAGGGCGCCUCUGCCAUGGAGCUCGAGGCCGACACGCUCGAGCCUGAGCUUGGAGCUACCAGCGAGGAGGUCGAGAUGGGCGAGGCAGAGCUCGGCACCGCCGAGCCUGCCGACGAAGAGAUCGUGGACUACGCAGAGGACGAUGUGCCGCAGGCCUCGCUGGAUCCGGGCGACGAAGAGCUAGCCGCUGCGUCAUCGCCGGUGCCGCUCGAAGCUGGGCAUCACGCAAGUGAGCACGCAGACCUUGCACUGGCGCCGCCGCUAGCCGCAGACGACGACGCACCACCCGCAGCGGACGCCGCGCCGCAGUCUGAAGAGCAGACCGAGUCGCACAUGCAGCCUGCCGAGCAGCCCGCAGACUUCGCGGCGACGGCGCCAGAGCUGGACGAAUCUGAAGCCGCAACGAGCGCGUCAGCGCUUCCGAGCGAGCCUUCCGCCGCCGCCGCUGCCGUCGAUGCCAAGCAAGACGAGCUUGAAGCUGCUGCCGAGACGACGAGUGCUCCGCCCGGUGCUGAGCAGCAGCUCGCAGUGGAGCAGCAUCAGGAGGUUGCGGAUGGUAGCGCCACGCACGACGACCUCGCCGAGCAAGAGGACACGGCAGAGGCCGCUGAGCCGUCCGUCGACGCCGACGAGACAGCGAGCGAGGCCGCCGAGGCCGACGAGGCCGAUGAGGACGACGACGGCACGAUCGACGACCAGCCGCCGAGCAUUCGUCUGACGUUCGCCGGCCAAGACUUUGUGCUCUUCGCCGCCGACGACUGCUCGGAGUACCUUGCAGUCAGCGAGAGCGCCGAUGCGCCCGAGAGCUCCUGGGGCACCGUCGCCGUCGCCGCGCCGCGCCUAGCAGCGCCGACUGAGGCGUUCCACGAGGGCCUCGAUGGCCUCUUUGAGGCGCUACGCGUGCGUGACUCGCUCGGCGACUUCCUCGAGGAGCGCACCGAGCUGGUGCUGAACCUGCCUGAGCUGGAGCUCACCGUUCGCGAGGACGACGUGUAUGCGCGCGAGGUCACGCUGGCAGACCUGCACCGCCUGCACGUCGGCGGCGGCCUGGUGGGCUCCCUGCACCUGGUCGUCUCCGAGGCGCCGCGCUUCAUCUCGCGCUACAACCUCCUCGCGGCAGAGCUCAGCGUGGAGGACGGCGACGACACGACAGCCUCUGCCGAAGAGGAGCUGGAUGCGCUGCAUGACGGCGUGGAUGAGCACGGCGAGAUCGAAGGAGAGGAGGAGGCCGAAGCGCAACAUCAUGCAGAUGCGCCGCUCGACGAGCAGCAGCACGUGGAUGGCGAAGGUGCUGGCGACGUGGAGCACCCCAUCGAGCCGACACUUGCCGCAUCACACACAGACACAGUCGUCGCCGCCGAUGAGGCGACAGACGCUGCGAGCCAGACUGACGAGUCUGGCGCGCUCGACGCUCAAGUCGCGGAAGCAGCUGCCGAGGCCACAGAGCCAGCACACGCAGAGCUGACGGACGGCGAGCACGCGACCGGGGAGGCGCACGACGAUGUGGAAGAGGAAGGUGCAGCAGAGGCGGAGGAGACAUUGGAGGAGUACGUCGAGGAGGAGGAGCUCGAGGCGCAAGGCGAAGAUGCAGUGCACGAAGAGGCGCCGCCAGAGAAGAGCACUGAGGCAGACGCCGAGGGCGCGAGCCUGGACGACGGCGCCGCUGCUCAGACUGAGCAAGCAGGUACGUCGGCCCCGUCUGUUGCCCUUCGCAUGUGCUGACACGUGUUGCAGCAGCCGAGGAACAGAUCGUCGACUACGAAGAACACACAGACGAAGCGGCUCUGCCCUCAGCGUCCAUCAAUGGAGACAAUGUCCAGUACGAGCAAGAUG